AUGUUGAUCCUAUCCUGUGCUUCCAAGUUGCAGUUGCUGGAGAGGCUGCUGAAGAGAAACCUCCCUCAGACAGUUGCGGUCUGUGGUGCAGUCGUGAAUAUAAACCGCGGGAACCCAGUGGGCCAUGAGGUGAUUGUGGAUUCUUGGCCGGAUUUCAAAGCGGUCCUGACUCGUCCAGGGACAGAGGCCGAUACAGACGAUGCAGAUUUGUAUAAAAACAUAUAUGCAGCCUAUUACUGGGAUCUUGAUGUGUACCGGAGACUGUUGCUGGACACAGAUGCCAUCAACUGGAAGCAAACCUUUCGUCUCUAUGGGAACCAGAAUGGGAUCUAUGACGUCUCUAAAGAUGCUGCUGCUGCCAAGAAAAUUCAUCUGACUGCAAUUCCCCACUUCACCUACCUGAACCCUAAUCCAGAUAAAAUGCCUCAGCGCCAGCUAGAUCCCGGCUUCACAAUUUCCACCUUGAAAAGCUCCCAUGUUGACAUCCUAAAUGAAACAUGGCCCCAUGGGGGCAAUGAACAAAGCCGACGGUUCCUGGACAACAUGGUGAAGUGCUUCCCCAGUACCUGCAUCCUGGACAGCAAUGGUCAUCCUAUCAGCUGGAGCAUCACAGAUCCUCUUGGUGCACAAAUACAUGGCUACACCCUUCCAUCCCACCGCCGAAGGGGCUACUUAGCUAUAGUGUUGAGGGCAUGGGCCAUGCAAAGCUAUGUGGCAGGGUGCCCUGUAUAUGGCCAUACUGCCUUGAAUAAUGUCCAAGUGCAAAAUUGGAUGGCAUAUAUGGGCUCCCAUAGAUUAUCUGAAUUGUGUCAUAUCUGCAUACAUUCUUCAGCUUAG
Molecule: messenger RNA, 837 nt
Organism: Zootoca vivipara (common lizard)
Lineage: Eukaryota; Metazoa; Chordata; Lepidosauria; Squamata; Lacertidae
Product: glycine N-acyltransferase-like protein 3
Cellular component (GO): mitochondrion
Molecular function (GO): glycine N-acyltransferase activity
Source: RefSeq, a predicted model, not a curated record